Molecule: messenger RNA, 3760 nt
Organism: Sceloporus undulatus (fence lizard)
Lineage: Eukaryota; Metazoa; Chordata; Lepidosauria; Squamata; Phrynosomatidae
Gene: RNF157
Product: ring finger protein 157
Exons: 19
Coding region: 251-2335 (694 amino acids)
Biological process (GO): protein ubiquitination
Cellular component (GO): cytoplasm
Molecular function (GO): ubiquitin protein ligase activity
Source: RefSeq, a predicted model, not a curated record
CUCCUGGCCCCCCCCUGGAGGGCAGCACCGGGCAAGGCAAUGCGGCAGCCUCCUCCGGCUCCUCCUCAGCGCCAGGCAGCCAGGCAGGGAAGCAGCAGUAGCAGCAGCAGCCGCCUCUGCCAGCUGAGCCACCCGCGGCACUCUCGGGGGUCCAGGAGGGGGAGGAGGAGGAGGAGGAGCCGGGGCAGUCUCUGUCUCUCCCUCCCUCCCUCCCUCCCGGGGCCGAUGCCCUCCGGAGCCCGGGGCCAGGAUGGGCGCCCUCAGCAGCAGGCAGAACGCCGGCCUGGAAGAGCUGGACGUCCCCUCCAAUGCCAUCUACAGAUAUCCUCCCAAAUCCGGAAGCUACUUUGCCAGUCAUUUCAUCAUGGGAGGUGAGAAGUUUGAUUCUACACAUCCUGAGGGUUACCUCUUUGGGGAGAACAGCGAUCUCAACUUCCUUGGGAAUAGACCUGUAGCGUUUCCCUAUGCUGCCCCACCACCCCAGGAGCCAGUGAAGACCCUGAGGAGUCUGAUCAACAUUCGUAAGGACACAUUGCGGCUAGUCAAAUGCACAGAGGAAGUGAAGACUCCAGGUGAAGAAGUCAGCAAAGCUAAAGUCCAUUACAAUGUGGAGUUUACUUUUGACACAGACGCACGGGUGGCUAUAACAAUUUAUUAUCAAGCUACUGAAGAAUUCCAAAAUGGAGUAGUGAGUUACAUCCCCAAAGACAACAGUUUACAAUCUGAGACUGUCCACUACAAGAGAGGAGUGUGCCAGCAGUUCUGCCUCCCUUCCCAUACUGUUGACCCCUCAGAAUGGACAGAAGAAGAGUUGAGCUUUGACCUGGACCGUGAAGUCUAUCCCAUGGUGGUUCUCGCAGUGGUAGAUGAGGGAGAUGAACAUAUGGGCCACUGCCAUGUACUCCUGGCAACAUUUGAGAAGCAUGCGGAUGGCAGCUUUUGUGUGAAGCCCCUCAAACAGAAGCAAGUUGUGGAUGGAGUGAGUUACCUGCUCCAGGAGAUCUAUGGUAUAGAAAACAAAUAUAACACACAGGAUUCCAAGGUGGCAGAGGAUGAGGUGAGUGACAACAGUGCAGAGUGUGUGGUCUGCCUCUCGGAUGUACGGGAUACCUUGAUCUUACCUUGCCGCCAUCUUUGCCUCUGCAAUACUUGUGCUGAUACUCUGCGUUACCAAGCCAACAACUGCCCCAUCUGCAGACUGCCAUUCCGGGCCUUGCUACAGAUCAGAGCCAUGAGGAAAAAGCUUGGACCCCUUUCGCCAACCAGCUUCAACCCCAUCAUCGCCUCCCAAACAUCAGACUCAGAGGAGCACUCGUCUUCAGAGAACAUCCCUCCUGGCUAUGAGGUGGUCUCCCUCCUGGAAGCCCUUAAUGGGCCUCUUGCUCCAUCUCCAGCAGCCCUUCCACUCCAUGUGCCUGGAGACAGCCAUAUGUCGGGCAUCCUGCCUUCCUACGGGAGUGAUGGCCAUUUGCCUCCUGUACGGACUCUGUCUCCCCUUGAACGUUUGUCAGAUUGUGGCAGCCAAGGACUUAAGCUGAAGAAGAGCUUAUCUAAGUCCAUAUCCCAGAAUUCCUCGGUGCUACAUGAAGAAGAAGAUGAGAAGACCUGCAGUGAAUCUGAGAUCAGAAUUUCUAGGAGGAAGUCUCCUCAUCCUCAGGAAGAGGAAUGUGGUGUGACACCAGAGAGUGAAAACCUCACCUUAUCUUCUUCAGGAGCAAUAGACCAGUCUUCAUGUACAGGGACACCUCUGUCCUCUACUAUCUCUUCCCCAGAAGAUCCUGCUAGCAGCAGUCUGGCGCAGUCAGUCAUGUCCAUGGCCUCCUCCCAAAGCCAGCACUCUGAGAUCAGCACUGACACCAUGUCUUCCAUGUCAGGCUCCUAUGUAGCUCCCGGAACCGAAGAGGAGGAGGAAGAAGAAGAGGAAGGAGACAUAGUCCCAUCCCCUGCUGCUGCCAGUGGGGUACCUUCAGAAGGAGAUUCAACCCCUGUUGAAUCUCCAGAUGCAAACUUCGUCAGUAUCUCAGCAGAGGAGCGAGAUGCAGAGGGGAAUGAUGUCAUGGAAGAAGAGGAUGACUCUCCCACCCAGGAAGAUGGCCAAAGGACAGGAGCAUACCUAGGUAUGGAGUGUGACAAUAACAAUGACAUUGGCAACGCAAGCGUGAAAGCACUGGACAAUAAGCUGUGCUCUGAGGCCUGCUUACCUGGUAUCCAGCCAUCAGUUGACAAUUCUCUGAAUCACAGACAGACACUGAAAUGCCACUUCCCUGCCAGCAGCAUCAAACUGGAAUAUGAAGAAGAUAUGCAAUGCAUGAUGGGACCUCUGUGUCCUCAAUGAUUUCACAAUGCUUGGAGAGAAAAAUCACGACACUGAACACUAAAACACUGAAGAUGCAAAGAGCAGUAAAGUGUGGGCAUUAAUCUUGUAAAAUAUUAGAGAUGGCAUGAUAUAAAUUUUCCCCCAAAAGCCAGACUUAAAUCCUAACCAGCAUUCUGAUGACCAACUCAUAUUCUUCCGGCAGGAGGCAGUCUCUUUUUUAACUAUGAAUUAAUGCUGGGUCAGCUACUACAGGUUGUAAUAGAUGCAUGUUGAACAUGUACUGAUAAAAUGUAAUGUAUGAAGAAGAUAGAGCCUUCUUUUCAAGCCUAUGCAUUAACCCAGUUCCUUGUCCCCAUCCAUACAGAGAAGAAAAUAGGCAUUUGCCAUUACCUUAUGUCUGCAAUUGAGGAAGGAGAGGUAUGUUUCUCUACACAUUUUGACCCCAGAAUUAAUUGCCAGGCCACAACUAAGGGAAUCAUGUGGGCAAUGGAGUGACUGCUCAAUAGAGUUCCUCAAGACCUGGGCUGUUGUAAAUUGCAGGAUGUUAACAUUGGAGGACAGAACAGUGUGCUCUAUGGAAGUGACAAGGUGUCUGGGUCAAAUGACAUUCCCUUUAAAAAUAAAAGGGCAUCUAGCAGCUCUGUCUUAGAGGAAGGAAGGAAGGAAGGAAGGAAGGAAGGUUUUAGCCAGCCAGCCAGCCCUCAUAGAUUUAACAAAAGGGAUUCUUUGUGUGUAGGGAUGCCAUAUCCCGGUGGCCGCCAGGAAAAUCCCGCUUUUGGGGGCCCCUCCCGGUCCCGGUCCGGUUUGGCCCCCAGCCAUGCAUUUGUCCCAGUCCGGGGCCUGCUCCUGCGGCCAUUGCCGCUGCCGCUAAUGCGGCUGGCCACGGCACCAACCCACCUCCUCCUUCCGUUCCUGGAGUGGUAGGCAGCACCAACCCACCUCCUCCGGCUCGACCUUCCUUCUCCUUCUUGGCGGCAGCAGCGCCGCCGCCGCGCCUCCUGCGCCAGGGCUUUCCCGUCCGCGGGCCCGGGGUCUCUAAAGCAGGAGCUCGUCCCCUGCUUUGUUGCCAGCCGGCCAUUGGCCAGCUGGCCAAAGGGGGCGGGCUCCUCAGCGCACGCCACCCGGGCCUCAGCAGGAGCCAGCGGCAGCGAUCGCAGCUGGCCCCCGCACACCUUCCUGGCCUUUAAGGAGGCCUGGGACUCCUUAAAGGCCAGGGAAGAGGGAGGAGGCCAGCCGGGAUCGCGGCAAUCGCGGCCAGCCCCCGCGCGCCUUCCUGGCCUUUAAGGAGGCCAGGUCCUCCUUAAAGGCCAGGGAAGAGGGAGGAGGCCGGCUGAGAUUGCGGCCGGCCCCCGCUCUCCCUCCUGGCUUCUAAGGAGGCCUUGGUCUCCUCAGAGGCCAGGAAGGAGGGACACUUUUUUUGUAGACACUUUUUUAUUAAAUGGA